Eurypyga helias (sunbittern) is the source of this 2167-nucleotide messenger RNA. It is a transcript of the gene KIF3A, whose product is annotated as kinesin family member 3A. Gene Ontology annotation, molecular function: microtubule motor activity; ATP binding; microtubule binding. Lineage: Eukaryota; Metazoa; Chordata; Aves; Eurypygiformes; Eurypygidae. The transcript is spliced from 16 exons. The coding region runs from base 100 to 2064 and encodes 654 amino acids. The record is from RefSeq and is a predicted model, not a curated record. Gene Ontology annotation, biological process: microtubule-based movement.
AAGCCUGAGAAGCUGGACAAGCCAGAGAGCUGCGAUAAUGUCAAAGUUGUCGUUCGAUGCCGGCCUCUUAAUGAACGGGAGAAAGCUACGGGCUACAAAAUGGCAGUCAACGUGGAUGAAAUGAGAGGAACUAUAACUGUUCACAAAACAGACUCAUCCAAUGAGCCUCCCAAGACAUUUACGUUUGACACUGUGUUUGGACCGGAGAGUAAACAGCUGGAUGUCUAUAACUUAACUGCAAGGCCUAUUAUUGACUCUGUCCUGGAAGGAUACAAUGGUACAAUUUUUGCAUAUGGCCAGACUGGAACAGGCAAAACUUUUACCAUGGAAGGAGUCCGAGCAGUUCCUGAGCUGAGAGGCAUCAUUCCCAAUUCCUUUGCCCAUAUAUUUGGUCACAUUGCCAAGGCAGAGGGGGAUACGAGGUUUUUAGUUCGUGUGUCUUACCUGGAAAUUUACAACGAGGAAGUGCGGGACCUGCUGGGUAAAGACCAGACACAGAGGUUAGAGGUUAAAGAGAGACCUGAUGUGGGAGUUUAUAUCAAAGACCUCUCAGCUUAUGUUGUGAACAAUGCAGACGACAUGGACAGAAUCAUGACUCUGGGACACAAGAACCGUUCUGUUGGUGCCACAAACAUGAACGAGCACAGCUCCCGUUCACACGCCAUCUUCACCAUCACUAUUGAGUGCAGCGAGAAGGGGGUUGAUGGAAACAUGCACGUGCGCAUGGGCAAACUUCACCUUGUCGACCUCGCUGGUUCUGAAAGACAGGCAAAAACUGGAGCCACGGGGCAGCGACUGAAGGAAGCUACGAAGAUCAACCUCUCUCUUUCCACGCUGGGGAAUGUUAUCUCUGCGCUGGUGGAUGGCAAGAGCACCCAUGUGCCCUACCGUAACUCCAAACUUACACGGCUCCUUCAGGAUUCCCUGGGGGGCAACUCCAAAACCAUGAUGUGCGCAAACAUUGGUCCAGCAGACUACAACUACGACGAGACCAUCAGCACUCUCAGGUAUGCAAACCGAGCCAAGAACAUAAAGAACAAGGCCAGGAUUAACGAAGAUCCCAAGGAUGCCUUGCUGCGCCAGUUUCAAAAAGAAAUUGAAGAGCUUAAGAAAAAACUGGAAGAAGGGGAAGAGAUAUCUGGCUCCGAGACCAGUGAUUCUGAAGAGGAGGAUGAAGAUGACGAUGGCGAGGUUGGAGAGGAUGGGGAGAAGCGGAAGAAACGGCGGGAUCAAGCAGGCAAAAAGAAAGUUUCCCCUGAUAAGAUGGUAGAGAUGCAAGCAAAGAUUGAAGAGGAGAGAAAAGCUCUUGAAACUAAACUUGAUAUGGAAGAAGAAGAAAGAAAUAAAGCCAGAGCUGAACUGGAGAAGAGAGAAAAAGACUUGCUUAAAGCUCAACAAGAGCACCAGUCCCUGCUGGAGAAACUGUCUGCACUGGAGAAGAAAGUGAUUGUGGGAGGAGUGGACCUGCUGGCAAAAGCAGAGGAGCAAGAAAAGCUACUGGAAGAAUCCAAUAUGGAACUGGAAGAACGAAGGAAGAGAGCAGAACAGCUUCGCAAGGAGCUUGAGGAGAAGGAGCAAGAACGCUUGGACAUCGAGGAGAAGUACACCAGCCUGCAGGAAGAAGCGCAGGGGAAGACCAAGAAGCUGAAGAAAGUUUGGACCAUGCUUAUGGCUGCAAAAUCGGAGAUGGCAGAUCUGCAACAAGAGCACCAGAGAGAGAUUGAAGGAUUACUAGAGAACAUUCGGCAGCUGAGCAGGGAACUCCGUCUUCAGAUGCUUAUCAUCGACAACUUCAUUCCUCAGGACUACCAGGAAAUGAUUGAAAACUACGUUCACUGGAACGAGGACAUUGGAGAAUGGCAGCUGAAAUGUGUUGCGUAUACAGGAAACAACAUGAGGAAGCAGACGCCUGUCCUGGAUAAAAAAGAAAAAGAUCCCUUUGAGGUGGACCUUUCCCAUGUUUACUUAGCUUACACUGAAGAAAGCUUGAGGCAAUCUCUGAUGAAGCUGGAGAGGCCGAGGACUUCAAAAGGAAGAUCCAGGCCCAAGACAGGAAGAAGGUGAAGAACUUUGGAGUAUCUCUGCCGUGGGGAUUUACCCAGGGGAAGGUUUAAGUUUGUACAUGCAAACAUGCCGUGAGUCUUCAAACGCUUGCUUAAUGAGAAGA